Molecule: messenger RNA, 1293 nt
Organism: Symbiodinium sp. CCMP2592
Lineage: Eukaryota; Dinophyceae; Suessiales; Symbiodiniaceae
Source: the annotation of a GenBank genome assembly
AUGAUUUGCAGCCAGGCCACACGAUUUAUCAUACCCGCUCAUGCACUAGCAACAAACCGGACCUGCUUGAAAGGAGGGCCGUAUCGAAGACCCGACACCAGUGACGGACCUCCUGAGAACCGAGCCAGAAGCCAUGCCGUGGAAGCUGCAGAAAGGCAGCGCGGGAACAAUCUCAGGGUGAAAGAGCUCGCACACCCAUGCCCAUGCGAACAACCCUGGCACUCUUGUCGCAUUCUUACCACCCGGAAAAGCCCAGGCACGAAAGACGCAUUACUACGCGGUCGCCGACGCUUCAACGGGCGCAUCACGCAGCACAACAACAAACCACAGCUGCCUCUACCUGGCCCAGCAGCCACUGCCUUCGCGCUCAGUGACAUGUGGCACACACUCAAGGCAAAAGAGUGCCACAUCAUCAUCGCCGGCCACGUCUGGACAGGUCGUUUCGUGGUAUGGCGCUAUCCUGUAAUGCUGGCUGCCGACAUGGAAGUCUGGACAGCGACACCCGGCGUCGUCAAGUUAGGAGACGGAGACUACGACGGGGAUUUUAUCCAGAUAUCAGCUUGGGUCGAAUUACUGGAGUUCAUGGAAAAUACUCCCUCAGAGACGGACUUGCCAGCCCUCCGGCAAGCCCGCGAGAAGAUCCUCACAUCCCUGCCGAAAAGGACGCCGUCUCCCCUCACUUCCAUAGGUCUAGCAUGCGCAAUGGCAGAACGCGCGCAAGACGCAGCAUACAAGUCCUUGGACCCUGCCGGGGACGGCUCACUCCUUUUAGCAGCAAAGCUCGCUCAAGUGGCCCACAUGGCGUACGAUGUACCGAAGAAAUACGACGCAGCACAAGUGCUAGAAUUGGGCAGACAACUUCUUUCCGAUGCCGGCAUUGGCUGCCAAGCCCCUCGCUGCACCUCCGGUAUUGUGGAAAUGCUACAGCUGGAGCGCGUAAACCCAAUCCCUUUGCUGCCAUCCCCUGCAGACUUUCCUGGCAGACAAGCUAUAGCUGGCAUGGUUUGGUACCCCUACCAGGAAGUGAAACUGUCAGCAAGAGCGGGAGCUGUACUUAGGCGAUGCCUACUCCAACAGAAGCCGGUCGACGACUUGGAUAUUGUCGCAAAGCGUGUCCUCCUCGAAGCAAUAGGAGGGAUCAUCGCACAUCGGCUGGCACACACAGCCGGCCCCAUGUUGGAGCACGUGAAAGCAGGAAACGCGGAGCCCUUGAUUGCUGCCGCAUCAUGCGAACGACGGCUGAAAGCAAUCACCACCUGGUCGUACCUCCUGGACUGCCAGCUGAGGUACUGA